Molecule: messenger RNA, 2508 nt
Organism: Parathielavia appendiculata
Lineage: Eukaryota; Fungi; Ascomycota; Sordariomycetes; Sordariales; Chaetomiaceae
Exons: 2
Coding region: 1-2508 (835 amino acids)
Source: RefSeq, a predicted model, not a curated record
AUGACAGCCACAACCCAUGAAAUGCCCAGCAUCGAGUCCAUCGAUGCUUUCGCACGACAACUGUAUCGACACGUCCGUGAUGCUGGCCCCGAUUUCGUCGACCUGGCUAUAGCCGUCCGCAAUUUGCGUACUGCGCUUCAGCACCUGGUUUCUGAGGCACACGAUCGAGACUCGCCCCUCCACCAGUGUGACCCUGCCGACGUCGGGACCAAGAAUUCGGUUUAUACUCGGCAGUUGAGGUCGCUCGUCGAGGACAGUGACUUCGCUCUCAAGAAGGCCAGCACCAUUCUCGAGAGGUACGGGGCUAGCAACUUCGAUCUUGAGUCAGGCGUUGCGAGAAGGGACUCGGAUCUGGCAGAGAGGGCUCGCAAGAUUGAUCUCACCCGGGCCGAUAUGAUUUCCCAGACCCUGAAGAUCGAUAUCUUCCUCGACACCAUCCAAUUGCACAACACCGCCCAGACACAGCGCGUGCUCAACAACAUCGACGCUCAACAGAUGGACAUGAUCAAAGACAAGGUUGAUACCAUUGCCAGACGCUUGUAUCGUGAAAGGAAGGACCAGUCACCGCUAGAGGUGGACGAAGACGAACUAUGGCGGAGCUUCAAGUCCGAGUUGGAGCAGGAGGGCUUCGCGCCUGAGGUGCUGCGCAGAAACAAGGAGGUCCUACGUGCAUACAUUCGUGAGCUUGAGUCUCACCAACCCCUCGGUGGCGGGACACCGCCCUCAGUCCGGGGGCUGCUGGAGUGGGAUGCCCGACCGCCAAUGCCUGUUGCAUCUGGGUCGUACCCAAUCCACGAUAGGGGAUCGCGGCCUAAUUCGGCCACCGGCCCUCUCAGCAACGAAUGUCGGAGGCGGGUGCCCACGCCAGAAAAGCGUGAUGUCCUGCCGCUCUUCCCCCGGCCUCGCUCCCCGGACGCUCUCAGGCUUCCGCCCCAGUUGAGUUUCGAGCAGGAAACCUCGUCAGAUUCAUCUAGUGCUGAAGCAAGCUCUUCAUCCCACACGGCGCUCAUUUCGACGAAAGACCUCAUGAUUCUUGAUCGUUAUUCAGCUGAGAGAGUUACCGCUCUGUCUGGCACCUCGCUUUUGUUGCCCAUCCGGCCCGCUUUUCACGUCAUCUCCCCCGGCACAUCACCAAAUACCAGAUAUCUACCACCAGGAACCCAGCCAAUCUCUAUCCCUUCGCACGACGCUCAACCGCCCGGGCUCGCAUACCCGGGCGCUCUUUCUCCAGGCUUAUCACCACCCAAUUAUGGCACCAGCUUGGCCAUCUCCUCCUCGGAUACUGGUUGGGAUCUCGCAACGCUGCCAGCCUCGGCCCCCGCAGCCGGCAAUGACAUGCCCAAGUACCCGUCUUUGCCGCGACAGCCCAGCCACUUGGCGCCCGACAGCAAGGGACAAACCAUUCCUCUAGACGCCACGUGGACAAAGAUCGACCGCAAGCUGGUGUCUCCCGAAGUGCUGGAGAAGGCUGGUGUACGCUACGAAGCUCGGCCCAAUUUCGUUGCCGUGCUUGGCGUCUUGACACGCGAGAAAAUCGAGGAGUACGCGAUGAGGAGUUUGGAAGUGCGCAACGCGAGAAACCUGUCUCCAACGGCGAGAGGGGCCGGGGGCCGCGACAGAACCGAACGGAACCGACCUCGUCAGGAAACAUACGCUGAUCGAUAUAGACAGAGACGACCGCGGGACUCGGCAAGAGACGACGGCUCAGAAACCACCGUCGAUCCGAGCGAUAGCGAAUCAUCCCGUGAUGUGGACGACGCCAGCCGAAAAGCAGGACACAGCACCAAUCGUCACCGUUACACACCAGAGGACCGCAGCUCGAACCGGAGUAGCAAGCACCCGGACAGCGAGGAUGACGAGAGAGGGACCCAGGGCCGUCCCGUCAUUGUCUCCCCGCCAGGGAGCGUCAACGGAGAGAGUCUCUCCCCUUCCAGCACGGUGGCGCCCAAGCCGAUCCUCAAAAACAAGAACCCGAACCAUGUGCGCUUCGACCGAAGCGGACCGAGGGAGAUCUCUCCUCCCGGGCACCACCCGGAUAGGGCCCGGCGGGACCCUCGAGACCCUCGAGAGCAGGACAGGCGUCGUGAGCACAGGGACCGCGAGCGGGAUUGGCCAAAGGAGCGAGACAGGGACAACAAAACGAGGCGGGACAGGUCCAAAGAGAGAUCCAGAAACCGAUCGAGGGUCAGGGACGGGGAUCGCGAGAGGACGACCAAGGACAGGGAUGAGGAUUGCGAGAGAGACCGGGACCGGGAUCGGAUUCGGGAUCCGGACCAUCGCGUUUCCUCGAAGCGACACCCUGACCGUGACCGGGAUCGGCACCGGGAGAGAGAAAGGGACAGGGAGAGGGAUCGAGACAAGGAUCGCGACCGUGACCCGCGAGGCCGCGCCGAAGAAGGACGACAGCCCAGGAGAAGUGCCCUGAAGGAGGCCGCUGGUGCCAUUGGCGUUAGCGGUGCUGCAGCGACACUGCUGAGCGUCCUUACAGGGGCUGCGGCUCACCUCUGA